Molecule: messenger RNA, 3775 nt
Organism: Petromyzon marinus (sea lamprey)
Lineage: Eukaryota; Metazoa; Chordata; Hyperoartia; Petromyzontiformes; Petromyzontidae
Product: endonuclease/exonuclease/phosphatase family domain-containing protein 1-like
Cellular component (GO): plasma membrane
Source: RefSeq, a predicted model, not a curated record
AGCAACUUUUGCACCAUAUGUAGCCAAGCGUGCUCAUCGUAGAUAGCGUUAAUUGAUUAGCGCUUCACGUGGGACGUGUUUAACGAUCGUCGGGCUCAUGCAGCAUGGUUGUUUUUAAAGGGCGGGUAGUUAAUUGGCCAAAUGCAGAAAGACUUAGUCACGUUGGCUGGAGUUUGGGAUAUUCUGGUUAUACAAACGUUCCUCCGUUGUCCUCCGGUUCACCCCACCCCCCGCAGUUAGAAAAAUGCAUUUAGAUAAUUUUGCUGUUCGAAUAUUUCCACGUAAUAAGCCACUUUGUUGAGCUAUCAUUUGUGGCCAGGUCGCUCCUGAAAAAUAGCUAUAUAGCUAGGUGGGUUUUGCCUGGUGAUAUAAAAAAGUUGUUUAGUUUAAUUCGUACUUUUUAAAGUGAUUUGUUUACCUUCCCUAUACUUUGCACUCCUAUCGUGUGUUUUUGUUGUUGUAACCUUCUUGACCCCCCGGCGCCUCCUUCUUGGACAUCUGUCGAAAGAGAGCUUUCAUAGCUCAUCAAUUCCUCCCACAGUAGAAAUACAGAUUCCGACUCUGAUCUGAUUCUGAUCGUAGAGGAUGGCCAUCGUUGACUCCCCCCACCCACCCACGCGCGCGCUCUGUACGGACGCGGGCGUGAGGGGGGCCGCGUGCGUGGGGUGUCGGUGGUUGUCGCGGUGAUGACGGCGGCGGCGGCGGCGCGCGCCCACGUUUGGUAUGUCGAGGGGGUGCCGUUGUGUACCCUGUCUGGGUUUGGCCGGGCCGAGCGCUGGCGCUGAUGGCAGCGUGCGCAGAACCUAACCUCACGCCGCCGCAAUGACCCUACAUGGCGCGGCCGCCGCGCAUUUUUUAGAGCCGCUCUCUCCGCACGUGUUUUUCAUUAAAAGCCAGCGGGCGUCGCUAUGUACGUCUGAGCGGCCUCCUCCUUCUUGACGUACGGCCGAUGUAGGUGCAGCGCAACGACUACUGUCUCGCAUUCAGGGGGCCGUCCCGCGCUCGCUCUCGGAUGCCACCGGCGCCGGGCUCGCGGCACCAGGGCCGGGUGUCACUGGCGGAGAGGAGACCGGAGUAGGGAGCGGAGCCGGUGGCGGCGCGCACCUCGCUCGCAGCAGCGGCGCGAUGGGGGGCCCGCUGAGCUGCCACCGCGGUGGCCCCGGGAGGGAGUACGGAGGACUCCCGUACGGCGUGGACCGCAUCAACAUCAACACGGCCACGGAGGAGCAGCUGAUGACGCUGCCGGGCGUGUCGCGCGCCAUCGCGCACAGCAUCGUCGAGUACCGGCAGCAGAUAUCCGGCUUCCGCAAGGUGGAAGACCUCGCGCUGGUCAGCGGCAUCGGCGCCGCCAAACUCCAGCACAUCCAGCCCGAGAUCUGCGUGGGGCCCCUGGGCCCCGACGCGGCCGAGCACACGGCGGCGACGGCGGCGGCGACGACAACGUCCGCCCCGGGGGCCCAAACGCGGGCCCCGCCCGACGGCGGCGCCGUCCCGAACGAGAGCAACGGCAAGCCCGAUGGUGCGCGCAGCAACGGGCCCCGGCCGGCGUCUCUCUACGCCAACGUGCCGCAGGGCCCCAACGGAGUCGCGGACGGGGCGGCGGGCGCGGCGGCGGGGGUGGCGGCGGCGGCGGCGGGGGCGGCGACCGGGUCGGGCCGGGUGGGGCGGCCUCCGUCGCCGUGCCUGCCCGGCGCGGACGGAGCGGAGGGCCGACCCUCGGUGCGGCUGGGCACGUGGGACCUCACGAGGUGCACGGCGGAGAAGGCGGAGAACCCCGGGGUCAGGGAGGUGAUCGGCAUGACGCUGCUGGAGAACGGGAUCAAACUCUUGGCUGUUCAGGAUGUCAUGGACAGAGCAUCCUUGGAAAAGAUCUGCAUGGAGAUGAAUGAGCCCAUCACGCCGCAAGUGAGCGGCUGGGAGCCCCUUCUCCGCGGUUCGUGGCGGGGCGUGCUGUCCGAGCCUCCGCAAAAACUCCCCGGACAGGAUGGGAUCGGUUGUGAGCAGGGUCGCCUGGGCUUCCUGUGGGACACGGACACGGGCAUCGAGCUGCUCGCAGCCUCCUCGCUGCACCUCCGGCACCGUGACGCGCUCGGGCACGACGCCCACAUCUCCCCUUUCCUGGGCCACUUCACGGCCGGCGGGUUUGAGUUCAUCCUGCUCAACGUGCACACGCGUCGAGCGGCCACGGCGGACGCGGCCCCCGCCGAGGACCCGUCGGUGCGGCGCGCCCUCGUGGAGCAGUGCCUCAGGGCGCUGGACGAGCACAUCAAAGAGGAGCGCGCGGUGCUGCUGAUGGGCGGCUUCUCCUGCUCCCCCGAGGACGCGGCGUUCGACGCUCUGCGCGACGCCGGCUUCCGCCACUGCCUCCCGCCCGGCGAGGCCACGGAGCUCGGCGCGGGAGGCUGCGUCGACAACAUCUGGAUCAACCCGGCGAUCCAGCGCAUCUUCACCGGCCGUGCGUGCGCCGUGCGCGAGGGCCUCUGCAGCAGCUGGAUCCCCGACGGUUGGGAGUGGGGGGGGGCGGCAUCACGACACUGCCCCGUCUGGGCCGAGUUCAUGGCCGAUGUGGACACGAGCGCAUGACCCCUGGCCGUCCGGAGUGACCCCUGGCCAUCCCGCGCGAUCUCUGGCCGUCCGGCACGACCCCUGGCCAUCCGGCGUGACCCCUGGCCGUCCGGCGUGACCCCUGGCCGUCCAGCACGACCCCUGGCCCUCCAGCACGACCCCUGCCCAUCCGGCGCUAGCCCUAGCCAUUCCACGUGACCCCCAACCCCCGCCAUCUCCCACCCCGCACUGCCCUCCACAGAGAAACGCACGCGACAACCUCAUAACCCAAGCGCCGCGCUGGAUUGUGCUCAGCUCCACGUGAGGCCGAGCUGUGUUGCCUUCCCUUCGCGACGUUGCGUCCGUCUGACUUGGGGCAGGCCAAGAAUCCACUGACCGCCGUGAGGCACGUUGGGUUUAAACCCGGGAUGACUUGGGCUCAGUUUGUCCUCGGCACGCUGAGCCUACGUCUAGGCGUGCUCCGUGCGUGUAGUUUGGCUGGGCUAGGCUCUUGUUGGCCAAUUUCUGCUGUAUUUGGCCGUAACAAGGCUCACAAGGACGUGCUUUAAGGUGCCUUAGUUUGGCUGUUUCUGUACAGGAAAAUCGUGCGACUUACAUAGGGUGGGGUGGGGAAGGCUUAACUUUCUCACAUACCUCCUACAAUACAGAUUAAGAAACACUAUGUUUAACUAGCAAUCAUAUUUAUUUUAUUUUUAUGCUUUUUAGUUCAAAAUCAUCAGCGUGCCAGGUUACGUGAGCAUACACAUUCCCCUCUUGGUGCAGACAGUUUCAAAUCAACAAUGUUGCAGUUUUGUGAUAAAGUUUUCUUAGAGAUUUCAUCCACCAUUCAAAUGUGGGUGCGUUCUCAAAUGGGGGUACAUUCUUAAAUGGGGUGCUUUAUCAAAUGGAGAGCAUUAUCAAAUGGGGGUGCGUUAUCAAAUGGGAGUGCAUUCUCAAAUGGGGUGCUCUCAAAUGGGGCGCAUUAUCAAAUCGGGGUGCAUUAUCAAAUGGGGUGCAUUUUUAAAGGGGGAGCUCUCAAAUGGGGUGCGUUCUCAAUUGGGGUGCGUUCUUAAAUGGAUAGCGUUCUCAAUUGGGGUGCGUUAUAUACUGUGUAACACGAUUUUUGUCCCUGGGUAGUAAGUGUUAUUUUCUUACUGCUUAUGCCUCAAGUAUAGACAAUGGCUAUUAUUCCCCACAAACUUUGCUUUUGUGACCAGCACUUUGUGUGAAU